Molecule: messenger RNA, 2400 nt
Organism: Notolabrus celidotus (New Zealand spotty)
Lineage: Eukaryota; Metazoa; Chordata; Actinopteri; Labriformes; Labridae
Gene: nkx2-9
Product: NK2 transcription factor related, locus 9 (Drosophila)
Exons: 10
Coding region: 1031-1972 (313 amino acids)
Biological process (GO): regulation of transcription by RNA polymerase II; cell differentiation
Cellular component (GO): nucleus
Molecular function (GO): RNA polymerase II cis-regulatory region sequence-specific DNA binding; DNA-binding transcription factor activity, RNA polymerase II-specific
Source: RefSeq, a predicted model, not a curated record
UGCAAACCGGCCGUGAAGGCAACGCAUCACUUGUCAGACAAAUUGUGUAACGAUGGACUCGCCGCUCCGGCUGCAGCUCUCUGCAGGAGACAGAGCGCGCUGACUUCUGGCCUCAUCUCACACUGAUUCUGACAUGUCUGAGCACAUUCUGCAGAGUGACAUGAGGCCUGUACAUCAUCAUCUGCUGCACACACUGUAGACUAGAGGCUCAUUCACGCGAGUCUAUUUUGUCUCUUAGAAAAGAAUCCACCUGAAUUUAACUUUCCUAUCAAAGCGCGUCUUUUUUCCUGCAGGUUAUUAAUUUUCUGAAGACGCAGUUGGCUGAUCGUCUGUUGGUGUAUUUACCUUCAGAGGAUUAUAUUCAGCAAACAGCUGCACCGUGAAGCUGCUCCAUGACCUCGCCGAUCGUGCAGAGCAGCUCCUCAGUGGGUCAAGAUGAUGGAAGAAACGUGGAGGAACAAAUACAUGUUUGUGCUGCUGCUUUGCACUAUUUUUAACAUGCUGACGGAUCCAAGAGGAGAUGAAAACUAGAAGAUGGGCUUCAAUUGAUUCAUCAGGUAGCUCGUGUGUUUCACGGGCCUGCAGGAUUUACCGAGCAGGCCUCCCCUUUCAGACCAGAAUGCACCGCGCUGACUCUCCCAGCAUGCAAAUGGCUCGAGCUUUUCUGUAAUUUUGACCUCCGCCAUGGGACAUUGAUGCAUUUAACGACCACAGCUGAAGUUUGCAAAUGUGGAACUACAAACCUGCCCCAUGCAGUGAAAUCAUUAAGGACCUUCGCUGUCAGAAUCUGGGUCUGAUUUCACUCUCUAAUUAAACUGUAACGUUACUAUGAGAGCGACCCCUGUGGAUGAAGAAGUAGUCCUUCAACAAAGAGCUGAGGGAGGACCAUGAUGAGAACUCAGUCAGUUUGAGUGUGUGACCUGCAGAGGGCAACCAAGUAUCACACAUGGACAACAGUUGAGAGCUGGAAAUGACUCACACCUGCCCAUAAAGAACACAGAGAGAGGAGAAGGAGGACUGAUUUGUUUGGAUGGAAGUUUUGAUCAACAGCACAUUAUCAAAUCUCAAGGAGAUGUGUCUGUGGCAUCCAUAUGACGCCUACAUUAUUCCCGGUGCAGCUUGUAUCAACACUGAUGGCAACAGCAACUGUGGAAACAGCUCAAGCUUUACAUUGAGAGUUUACUUACUUUGCGCAAAACAAAUCCGGAUUUUACGCACGAGGAUCGCGAUGGCUGCAACGACCAAGUUCAGUUUUUCCGUCCGGAGCAUCUUGGACCUGCCGGAGCAGGAUGCGGAGGCAGGGCCGCGGUCCUCCCCGGGCUACACCUCCUCCUCCUCGUCCUCCUCGUGCUCCUCCAGCUCACCAUACACCUCCUGGAUGGACUGCUGCGACCGGAGCCCCUGCAUGUCUUCAGAUGAAGGCAGUCUCGAGGCCUGCCCGGACUCGACCAAACCAGAUGACUCGUCCCCGGACUCAGACCCAGACAGGAGUAAAAAGAGCAAGAAGCGCCGCGUCCUGUUCUCCAAAGCGCAGACUCUGGAGCUGGAGCGGCGCUUCCGGCAGCAGCGCUACCUGUCCGGCCCAGAGAGGGAGCAGCUGGCCCGGCUCCUCUCCCUGACCCCGACCCAGAUCAAGAUCUGGUUCCAGAACCACCGCUACAAGAUGAAGAGAGGACGCGCGGAGGACUUGGAGAUCCCUCAGCCUCUACCUCCGCUGCUGCGCCGGGUCGUGGUUCCGAUCCUGGUCCGGGAUGGGAAACCGUUCCACCCCUGCUUACUGGACACUGAGAAAGGCGGCUGUUUGGCUCCCUCUCAGCCAGUUCAUUUCCCCUUAGCUUACCCGCACCUGCAGCACCCUGCCUCCGUCCCUCUGCCUCCCCGGUACCAGCAGCACUUCCCCUCCGCGUCAGCCCCCAGACUCGCCUGGAGAGACUUUUGGAGCGACUCAGUCCACUUAAAUUCUUACAAGUGAAGACCUCAUGUCUAUGCACAAACUCAUUUAGAAUGGCAUCAAAUGUUUUCUGAAUGUUCAGAGCUACUUAAACAUUUACAUUCUCACUGUAGAAGGAAGGAUAUUUUGCACAUUUUGUUUUACAUUUCUGCGUGUUUUGGUGACUAUGAAAAUAUGAUGUUGGGCUUCCAUGUGUGGCCUGUAGAUGUUGAAUUAUCCGUUGAGAUAAUGUAUUUUUAAACUUAAUAUUUGUAUAAAUAACUUUUGUUAAAGAAGUUGCAGUAGGCUUCAGGCGGAGAUAGAAGCAGUAGCAGCAAGGCCUGAAUGUUUGAAGAAAAUAUAUUAUGUUGUCUUUAAGGAGACUUUUUUUUUAGGAUUAAACUGUUUAAACUGUUUCUAUCUGUGGAGAAAAUUAUUAAUAAAAAGUUUCACAUAUAUUUGAUGAUAAA